CCCCGGCGGCAUUCUCGCGCGUCGCCGUCGAGCAGACGACGGCGUCCGCGGUCUCCCGUGUGCGCGUAGAAGCGGCGGGGGGGUAGCUGCGCGCGCAUGCGCGGAAGAGGCUCGGGCCCGCUGGCAUCGGCGGCGGGGAGGCUUGCCAAGAUGGCGGCCUGCGGAUCGGUGCGAGGUCGUCGCUGAGGCCGCGGUCAUGCGGGAGCCCUGGGUCCCGCGGCUGGGGCGCCCUUCGGUUGACCCACGAGCGUGCUGCGACACAGCGCCCACGAACUAUGCCCUUGGCGCCUAGGCAUGGGACGGCACCUUGGGAAGCGCUUCUCGGGCGGCUCGUGCUCUGCGCCGCCCUGUGUGUGUGCCGCGGUAGCGGCAGCGGCAGCGGCGAGCUGCCUCCUCCGGCCGAGCCACCCGUGUCGUUCCCCCCGUUCCGGUCGUCGGCGCGCUGCAACGCUUCGUGUAGCGCUGGAGCGGCAGCCGCGGCCGCAUCGUGCGCGUCGCCGCCGGCUCGGCUGCCCUUCUGCACGCACCUGCCCAUGCGGCGGCUGCUGCUCGACGCCGGCUCGUGUCAUGCCGACCGCCUCGACCGAGCGCUGCGCGCCGACCAGCUCGCCUGCCUGGUCGCCUGCGAGUUCCGCGCGCUCCUGAGCCGCUUUGACUGCCUCGGAGGCUACUCCGCCAAAUGGAACUGCCACACAUGUGCCGUGGUGUACCGCGAAUGGACUUGCGCCAUGCUGGUGCCCGUGUACGGUCCCGCGGCGGCCGAUGCCGGUCGCCGGAAGACCGCCGACGGCGGGUCGCCAGCACAAGCAGCAGCGGCAACUGCGGCACCGGCCCCGCCGCCGACGGGGACGGCAGCGGCGGCGGCGGCGGCGGAAGGGAGCCUCGUCCCGCCGCCGCCGCCGCCGCCUGCACCGUCGCCGAUGAAGCCGUGCCGCGAGUUCUGCCACCGCGUCGAGGAGCAGUGCCCUUACUUCCACCCGGCUGCCAGGGAGCAGUACGCGGGGGAGCCAGUAUUCAUAUGCAUCGACCCCAACAUCCCGGACCUACCGUCAAUCAGCAACUCGUCGUACGGGCCGCCGGGGGACUGCUACGAGCCGUGCCACGUGAACGUGUCGUUCAUGGACGACCGGCCGUGCAGCCCGGACGGUUACGGCGACCAUUUCGCCACAGCCUUGGACUCUUCUUCAGUCUCGACCACGACGGUGGCCUCCGGCCCCACGGGGUCGGUAGCUGCCGCCGACGGUGUUGGUGUUGGUGGUGUUGGUGGGGCCAGUGGUGGGGGGCGGACGCAGCACCCGUGCUGUGCGCUCUUGGUGACCGCGGUGGUGACGCUGGUGACAGUGUGGUGGGCGGCGGGCCGGACCCGCGGCCGGCACAGAACACUCUGCUCAUAGCACCGGCUGCCGCCUUCCUCCUCCUCUUCCUCCUCCGUGCCAGCAGACGACGACUGCCAGAGCGGCGACGACGCCACAGCUGCCGCCGCCAUCCGACCGCCGCAGCCGCUGACCCUCCUGGCGUAGGACGCCGGCCGCCGUGCCGGUGAGAUGCGCGCCGCCACCAACACCGACGAGGCGUCGGCGGCUGCCACUGCUGCCGGGAGGGCCCUCUCCGGGACACGAGGGUCUUCGCGUGCAACGCAAGAAAGACCAGCGCAGCCCAGCCCCAGCGCCGCCUCAGGAUUCCCUCGAGGGCAGCAACGGCAGCGGCGGUGGAAGUGGUGGCUCGGCCACGGUGGACGACGUCCCCAUUCACCGAGCAACAGCAACAACGAGUCCGCCACCACGGCACACCGCCAUCCCCCACACCACGGAAAGCGGUGCGCGACAGCCUCUCCGGGUUUCCGGCACGCAACCUCAAGCGCACCACGCACACACAAACUCGCACACACUAACGGACACGAAGAAAACAAAACUCGGAAAGCCAGACGCAAAGAGAACCCCGUCCCUGCGUGAGUGUUCCGCGGUUAGACGGUGUUUGACAAUCGGCCUCUGGUGCGAUGGGACCUCGUAUUAACAACUCACGCACGUCCGAAACGAGAGCGAGAGCUCCAGUUGUCGAUCUGCUGCCUGACGACCUAAGGCUCUGAUACUUGGUGCUCUGAUUGCCUCUUCCAGAGACUAGGAGUUGGCGAGAAAGGAGUAUUCGCAUGAUGAUGAAACUUCACCUUGUAAUCCCCGUCUUUUCCCAACAUUAACCGGAGCUAUCUCGGUUGCAGAUGUUGUAAUGUGCGGUAAUCCGGCCCCACAGCGGAAUUUCCCUGGCCGUCUAUUAAAUUUAAAAGCAGUCAACUUUUCAAUACAGCCUAUAUGCAUUCGCUACCACGUACUUUCGAUGCGCUGAGGCAUACCGGACAGUCUGUCAUAACUGUCGUUUUUGUUGCCAUUCGCGUCCCUAAAGCUAGAUAAACGCGUGCGACAUUCGUUUGGAUCGUUUGUUUCUACAUCUAAAUAAAAAAGUAUCAGUUCACAACUAUAUAAGCGUGCCAGAAUUUGCUUGCGAUUCUCGCCGAAGAAUUGAUCUGUUGUUUUUGCACCAAGCAAUGCAAUGAACCCACACGUGAGCAACAAAGGAACAGUCGUUGAAAGUAAGUGGCAAGGUCUAUGUCUAAAAAAAAAUUCGCGUGGCAAGCGAAACGUUUCCGCCUAAUAGUUGGCUGAGGUUAAGUUUGCUGUCCCAUCUGAGUAUCACAAGUGCCCAGAAGAGCUGCGUGCUUUCAAGCGGUAUCAUUCGGAUGAAGAUGAGAGAAACAAAAAAUAGAAUGUUCCCAAGCGUGCCCAGGUAUAUAGAUACGGUUGACUUUUCGAUGGGGUUCUCUGGCGUCUGGUGCGAACGCGCGGAAUAGGAAUAAAACAGGACAUAUUACGGCAAGAGGCCGAAUAAUUCAGCCUUUCGAAGGCAUAACACUCCCAUAUACAGACAAACGGAGGCAUUUAACAGGACACGCACAAAACCAAGAACACGUCGACGUAGACAGCACACACCAAACAGGAAAGAGGGAAAAAAAAACUUAAAAAAAAAACAAAAAUGAGAAGAAGGCUUCUGCUAUACAACGACGGAGGAUACCACCCUUCGUGGAACAUUUCGUUUCUUGUUACUAGUCCUUCGUCGUCUAGGUUUCGAGGUGGGCCAAUCCCAGUGCUUCCUUCGCGACGACGCCAACAACACAAAAGCGCGCCGUGCGAACACACCGCCGUGAAAGAAAAGAAAACGAGAGAGAAAGAAAAGAAACAAAACGUUGUGCCGGAGACCCGCGAGGACAAGUAGCAGUGCCGACGCUGCCGCCGCAUCAAAACAGAAGACGACGAAGACAACCCGUGUGCCUCCACUCAGCCACCGUACGACGCCAACAAAGAGAGAGCAACAUCGCCAAAAAGAAAAAAAAAGAACAGACACAGACACACACACAGUGCGGAAAGGAGACUAUGAUCCUAGUGUACAGAGACAGAGAGCCCGCCACUACAACACAUCCGAAAGAGGAAGAGGAAAAAAAAAAAACAAUUUGCACGUGUGCGAGACGGCAGCGCCGCCUCCGCUUAAGGGCUCAAGACUCUUGUGUUUCCCAUCCCCCCACCGACCUCCCGGUUAUCGGGAGAGUGAGAGAGAGACAGCUUAUACGAUAUAUAUAUCUGUACAUGUAUAUGGUGUAUAUGUAUACGUACGUGUGCUCUCAGCGCAAAGACGGGAGCAGGCUAUAGCAGCAGAAAACACCGACGAAUUCCAAAGCUAGGUCAACUCUUGCCAAUAUUUUUUCUCUUUCUUUUUUGCAUUGCGCUACACGGCCGACACGCAGGCAUAUGUGACCGCGCAGUUGGGCACACAUACACACGCGCACACACACAAAGCGAAGCUUCGGCCAGCCACGCGCGCGACGCCGCCUGGUGGCACACUCCCUCACUACUAGCUGAUUCUCGACUCGGCACACACAGGUGCUUGUGCGACCACACUUGGCCGCAAGGCAUGUUUGCUUUGUCCGUAAAGUUAUCACAAGUUCCAUUCGCAGCGUAAGCUACACGACGACUCCAGAUCGUCAAAGGAAAACCGUACCAUCGUAACUUAGAUCCGAAUUCAAAAGACCGAUCGUACGCAAGACCACGUUGUAAAAGCUGGCUGUAGCCAAUCGAGACAGCAAGGGAGAUGAGAACGAGCGCGCUCGGACAUUGCCAGGCAGUUAUGAACAAAACGGUGAAGUUGUAUAUCCUGGCCGUUUUUAACGGGCGCCAUCGUAAGGACUAUUUUAACUUCCGGUUAAAAGCACCGAGGUGUCUCAUCUAACCAGCUCGCUGCAGAAAAUACAGUCAAACUUCUGCAUAGUAACACUGCAUACAGUGAAUAUCCGCUUAUAGUGCAGUAAAUGUAACGCUUGGUUCUCAUAACGUUUAUACACUAUAUAUGACGAGAAAUAUUGAUUCAGUAAGAUUCUGGUUCCAGCAAGCCAGUAAGAACCAACACUAGCGACGUUUACAGCGUUAUAACACGUUACAAAUGCAAUCAUUGUUUUUGGCCCUUGUGUUCAUAUCCGAGCCAACCGAACCUAAAGGUCGUUAUUGGUUAGGGGUAUGGUGCGCGCAAAAGACACUGCAGUCCAGCUGCCAUGUACGUAUGUCCAUUUUUGGGCACUUCCUCGUCUUUUCAAUACCUCGAAGCAGUGCUGUUGACUGAAAUGCUAACUACGGUUGUUAAGACACACAAAAUACGGCAUAUAUUUAGAUCAUUCAUGACUGGUCUACGAUAUGAACAUUUUGCUGCACUUCAAAUUUCAAUGUAGCUCGUACGCGCAGAGCCGAGUGAGCAAGUUUUCUCGUAUGUCUUCAUGCAAACGGCGCAGCCAACCUCCAGGAGCAGCUGGUGCACGGCUUGCGUGUUUUACGACAUAGCAAACGUACAGGCCGUUCUCGCUGUGGCACCACGACCGGGUUUAAAUCACGCGGUCAGCUUUUAGUACCACGUUAAUUAUUGCUAAAAGCGCAAUAGACUGGACAGUGAUGCAACGUGGAGAAGCAAACUUUACAAAGACGAAAAAGGACGGUACGUAAACCCGCGGCCCUCAAGCGUCUUGAUCUCAGCUUGAAGCGCUGACACAGAGGAUUACAUUAACAGACACUUUGUGAUGAGAAAAAAAAAAGCACGCGAAAUGUUCGGCUUUAGGAGCGCUCCGGCUCAUGCUUUGAGAGAGACCAUUGGAAAGCGUCUGCUUGCGUUAUGCAUUUCUGUGUGAUCCGUAGGCAAGACUGAUUUCCGGAACAGCAGUGGCUGGCAAGGAGAAGGUUUCGCUUCCUCAAGAUCCCCGGCCGACAAGUCUACCUCAAUCCUCGUAUCAUGGCGCCGAUCAGUGAAAGCACGGUAUAACGACACGUUAUCACAUAAAUUCGGCAGUCUCGAGUGAAGUAGGAAAAAAAGAUAAAGAAAAGGUGGAGAGCUUGGAAAGGUGCGUUAGGAAAGCGAGUCCUUGCAGAGCAGCGUAAAAGUCGUACAACUUGACCAUUUCAGUAAAAUUAAGAUAUCGACGUACUAAACGUCUCCAGCACACUCUGUAAAACCGGUACCAAUAUUUCCUACACCUUAUAAUGAGAGUCAGGCAUGAAGUGGUAUCGUCAUGCAGUACAGCCACGAAUGGAAAAGCAAGGAGAAUAAUAAACGUGGCAAGUUCGUGUUACGAACUACGAUGUCGCGCUACGAUUCGUGUUUGAAUCGUAGCGCGAAAACCUACACGGGACAAAAUAAAUAACAGAGCGACCGGACAGCACUUUGUCUGGUCGUUGUGUGUCUUUAUUUCAUCAUGCGUAGAUAUUCGCGCUAUCCUUCAAACACGAAUACACUAUGCCCCUUGCAGGAACCAAAACACGACCGACAGUGGCGCGUUUCUUUACACAUUAUAGCAGCCGCAGGUGCGAGACACAGGAGCGAGAGGGGACUAAGCGACGCUUACAUAGCGCCCCCCCCCCCCCCCACACACACACACACACCCGCACACACAAAUAAACCGCCAAGAUUUCCUGCACCGCGCGCAACCAGGCGGAGGCUGCCAGAGGGGCAGGCGUUUUCUCGGACGUGUCACAAUAACUGUCACUGCACCGCGGCGCAAACGAAAGGAAGUGGCCAUGCAUGGAAGCGGCAACGGGUGGGCGAGUGCGGGCAUGAGGCAGAAAACGAAGCUUCUUCCGACGAACGGACUUCUCGCCCAUUGCCGUUCCUUCCUUCCUUCUUUUUUUUCUUUCUGCCUCGCGACUGCGUCGGCUCCGACUGACUGACCGCGCUGCCGGCCGCUUCACGAGCGCUAGGGGUGCCGGCCAUUUGUCACUGUCCGUCGCUAUUGGUCACCGUGGCGUUAACGUCAGCGCGCUCGCCGCGGUGGCCCCAGCCAAAGGCAGCAGCGCCUCCCUGCUCCCACAAACCUCUUUUUUUUUUUUUUCCCGAGGCGGCAAAGGCGCCUGUCUGCUCUACAGAGAACGAAGGAAGCUAGCUUGCUAGGACUCGCAGCAUUGCGUGGCCACAGGAAAAAGAAGAGCCCGGUGGACGCUAAGGGGAGCAGGCGGGAGGUGGAGGGUGGGCAACGUUGGCUGAGCGACGAGCGAGACGAAAUCAAAAGAGAGAGGGGGGGGGGG
Messenger RNA from Dermacentor silvarum, 6602 nucleotides. RefSeq lists its product as uncharacterized. The transcript has 4 exons. The coding region runs from base 276 to 1394 and encodes 372 amino acids. Gene Ontology annotation, biological process: calcium ion import across plasma membrane. Gene Ontology annotation, molecular function: protein binding; stretch-activated, monoatomic cation-selective, calcium channel activity. Gene Ontology annotation, cellular component: plasma membrane. The record is from RefSeq and is a predicted model, not a curated record. NCBI's taxonomy places the organism in Eukaryota, Metazoa, Arthropoda, Arachnida, Ixodida, Ixodidae.